GCUUCAUUUAAUUCAUCGCCAGCGCGAACGGUCGCCGGUGUUUUGUUGUUAACUGCAAGUGCUACAUAGGUCUAAAUUAACGACAAGCGCGCGCAAUUGCAAUUUGAAUUGAAAAUUGAGAAUUACGACACAACGCAACCAGCAAGCAACAAGCGACAGUGCAAUUGUAGAGUGUUCAGGCAGAUCACGAUCUAUGUAUUAAACUAACAAAGAAUUAAAUUGGGUUAAUAUCAAUAAAAUGGCAAAACUCGUCCUUUCAGCUGUGUUAAUCGUCGUCCUUUGUCAAACAUGGACUCAUGCUGCAGUCAGCCCGAAUUGCCCGGUAAGCAGUAAAAUGCAAUCGUGUUCACCAAAGUGCAAGGACGAUACUGAGUGUUUCGGGCAAAAAUGCUGCCCGAAUAUAUGCAACACAAAGUCCUGCACGCAACCCAACCAACAAAGCGGGGCCAAUAAUGGCUACAAAGGAUCAAGCUCUGGAGCAACAGGAUCGUAUUGCGGCAAUGUCAAGUGCAACUCGUUCGAGAAAUGCGAAUUGGACAGAUCUACAAAGCGUCAGAAAUGCGUCCGUGCCUAAUGUAACCGAAGAAACAUAUUUUAUUUGCUGUAUUUUUUAGAAAGUGACAUUUUUAUUUUUACUCAUAAAAAUGUAAAAUUCAAAUAUAUUCACGAUCACAAUGUC
This is a messenger RNA of Dalotia coriaria, 679 nucleotides long. RefSeq names its product waprin-like protein. The transcript is spliced from 4 exons. Gene Ontology annotation, cellular component: extracellular region. Bases 239 to 574 code for a protein of 111 amino acids. The record is from RefSeq and is a predicted model, not a curated record. Lineage: Eukaryota; Metazoa; Arthropoda; Insecta; Coleoptera; Staphylinidae. Gene Ontology annotation, molecular function: peptidase inhibitor activity.